AUGAAACUACAAGUUCACAUAAAAGAUAGAAUGUUUACUAUUAAUUGCGGAGAAGGCGCAUAAAAAAUAAGAUGGCUAGGAGAUGUGGCAGUAUUUAGAUAUGAACAUUUUUAUGGUAAUUUAAGUGGAACUCCUAAAGGUGUUAGGUUUGAAAGCGGAGAUUUGUUACCAAUGGAUGGAAUUAUUUCUGAUCAUUUGCAAGAUGAUUCACAUGUUUGGGUUAUACUAAAAGAGGACAUGGAAGGAUUAGGUAUAUAGAAAGAUAAAAAAGGAGGAGUUCCUGAUAAAAGUGGAAGCAAUUUUAGAAUCAGACCAAAUACAGCUGCAGUAACUAAGAAGAAGUGA
Molecule: messenger RNA, 345 nt
Organism: Tetrahymena thermophila SB210
Lineage: Eukaryota; Ciliophora; Oligohymenophorea; Hymenostomatida; Tetrahymenidae
Exons: 4
Source: RefSeq, a predicted model, not a curated record